Messenger RNA from Limanda limanda (common dab), 963 nucleotides. Its product is annotated as insulin-like growth factor-binding protein 3. Gene Ontology annotation, biological process: regulation of insulin-like growth factor receptor signaling pathway. Gene Ontology annotation, molecular function: fibronectin binding; insulin-like growth factor II binding; insulin-like growth factor I binding. The coding region runs from base 73 to 963 and encodes 296 amino acids. The transcript is spliced from 4 exons. Gene Ontology annotation, cellular component: extracellular region. The record is from RefSeq and is a predicted model, not a curated record. NCBI's taxonomy places the organism in Eukaryota, Metazoa, Chordata, Actinopteri, Pleuronectiformes, Pleuronectidae.
CUGCCCAGGAGAAAAGUCCAGUACAGUGCCCAGCAAACCGAGCAGUGCGCCACCACCACUCCGACUCCACACAUGCUCCAGGACGCAGCCAUGGAUUCCCGUCUCCGCGCACUUUGCAUGACAUUCGUGCUGGCCUCGUUCGGCCGGAGGUCAGGUGCGGUGGGAGCAGUGAUCCGAUGCGAGCCCUGCGACCCCGGUGCCCGGCUCCUGUGCAAGCCUCUUCCCAAGGACUGCGCCGAGCGGGUCCGGGAGCCGGGCUGCGGCUGCUGCUCGACCUGCGCGCUCAGCUCCGGGCAGCCGUGCGGGGUGUACACCGGGAGAUGUGGCUCCGGGAUGACAUGUCAGCAUCAGCCCGGAGAGACGAAGCCUCUGCAGGCUCUGCUGGAGGGACGAGGCAUCUGUGCAAACUCCACCAGCAGCAGGAGACUCGCAGUCAGACCCACACCUCCGGUCAACGAGCUGCCAGCAGAGGGUAUUGAUGCUCAGGACGAGGAGCGGAACUCCACCGGCCCAGGCCUCCAGGUCUUGUUGAGCACCCACAGGCCCACGGGACCCCUCAGACCCCCGCUUCUCCCUUUCUUCCCCUCCGCCAAGUCAGAAGUCCUGAGACAGGAGCAGCAGAGGCGAACCCAGAGCUUCAAGAUGGAGGAUCUCCCAGGACCACUCAUCACCGACCAGCAGAACUUCUCUCUGGAGACCAAACAGGAGCCUGAGUAUGGUCCCUGUCGGAGAGAGAUUGAGAGCAUUCUCAGCACCCUCAAGAUUACAGACAUUCUCAACCCCAGAGGUUUCCGCAUACCAAACUGUGACAAGAAGGGCUUCUAUAAGAAAAAGCAGUGCCGUCCGUCCAAGGGCAGAAAGCGCGGCUUCUGUUGGUGCGUGGACAAAUACGGGCAGCCGCUGCCAGGUUUCGAUGGGAAGGAGCGGGGAGACACCAAGCACUACAACUCCGAGAGCCAAUAG